UCAAGCAAAUGUCUGGUGCUGUGAUGGGCCAUCUAUAUACGAUGUAUAAACACAGGAACCCAUUUGUAGCAGAUGAGUGGCACCAGAGGAAUGAAGAGCGCAAUGUGCUUCCUAUCAGAAACACUCAAACGGGUAAAUAACGCAACCUUUGUCUGAGAACACACAUCGACACUAAUAUAGAGACAGACGGGGAUAGUCAAAUGAAAUUUGGAUUUUGGCUCCCCAUGUUCAGGGUGCUGAUGUGUGGUAUCCAAGCCAGAUGGUUCCUAACAACGUGAUAGUACGAGGCUACUUGAAAAUAAUAAGAGAAUCAGCUUGAACAACUUUGGCACUUAUCUCCAAUGUCCUAUAGUAGUUGUGUUCCAAAGUGGGGUCCUUCAGGGUGGUACAUAGGACGAUAUUUGAAUACUGUAUCGCUGUAUUGCCCUCAUCCUCUAUAACGUUUAAAACAGAACUCAAACCUUCAUUAUCAUUAUAUCCACACUGUGUGCUCUGUUGUCACAAGCAGAUGUUCAGGAGCAGUAUUUAAACCUAUAGCAUGCCAUAAUGGCAGUAUGACCACCCUGCGGCCUUAUCACGCUGUCCUCUCCAUUCUUGUGCAUUCUAGUUCUAGUCCUUACAUUUGAAGUAUCACCUGAACUGCUUUGCACGAUUUGAUCUGAAAUUCAGCAAGUCCCCCACAGACAAGAAAAGUCAACAAAUGCUCGUACAUUGCACCGCUUAGUAGGGGGUGGUGCCUCAGCGCUAGGCCACUGAACUGCCGAGAGCGCACCCUAAGUGCAGAGGCAGAGUGAGGAGAGUCCAUUGUAUUCAUUAACACUCGAUGAAAACAGACAUGGAACUUGGGUCAACGGUUAGCGCUGUGAGGAGCAAGAGGGUACUGAUUGGCAACGAAGUCCGCCCUGCUGUUGUAGUAAUAAAGGAUGGGAAAAUCCAUCAAAUAGUCUCAGAAUGCAACUUUUCUGGGGAUGGCGGCUGUGAGGUGGUGUUGGAUGUGGGUGACAGUGUGGUGAUGCCAGGCAUUGUAGAUUGCCACGUUCAUGUGAAUGAACCAGGACGCACCUCCUGGGAGGGUUUCUGGACCGCCACCAGGGCUGCUGCAGCUGGAGGGGUGACUACGAUUGUGGACAUGCCACUAAAUAGUAUACCUCCAACCACCACCCUCGGUAAUUUUCACGAGAAGCUGCGGGAGGCAACAGGGAAGUGUUUUGUGGACACGGCUUUCUGGGGAGGCGUGAUUCCUGGCAAUCAGCUAGAACUGCGGCCCAUGAUCCAGGCUGGAGUGGCUGGCUUCAAAUGUUUCCUCAUCCAUAGCGGCGUGGAGGAGUUUCCUCAUGUGACCGACUGUGAUCUACACACAGCCAUGAAGCAGCUCCAAGGCACAGGAAGUGUCCUGCUGUUCCACGCAGAGUUAGAUGUUCAGCAGACAACAGAAGAGACUGGCGACCCUUGUCAGUACUCCACUUUUCUGCAGUCCAGGCCAGAUGUCAUGGAAAUAGAGGCUAUUCGCACUGUCACAGAACUCUGCCUGCAGUACCAGGUACGGUGCCAUAUAGUUCACUUGUCCUCUGCAAAGCCACUGAAACUGAUCCAGGAGGCGCGGCAGGCCGGAGCCCCCUUGACGGUGGAGACAACCCACCACUACCUCAGCCUGUGUGCUGAGAAUAUACCUGCAGGGGCCACACAGUUCAAGUGCUGUCCCCCCAUCAGAGGAUCUGAUAACCAGUAUUCUUGGAUUUCUAGUAGACGGUUGAUUGUGCCCCAUCAGGAGCAGUUAUGGUCAGCACUGAAAGCUGGGCAGAUAGACAUGGUGGUGUCUGAUCACUCUCCCUGCACCCCUGAGCUGAAGAAACUGGAUAGUGGAGACUUCACCCAGGCCUGGGGAGGAAUUUCUUCACUACAGUUUGGUUUGCCUCUGUUCUGGAGUUCAGCCAGUAAGAGAGGCUUUCAGCUGCCUGAUGUGGUGAGGCUUCUAAGCCAGAAAACGGCCCAGCUGUGUAGUCUUGACAACCAGAAGGGCAGCCUUGGCCCCGGCUAUGAUGCCGACCUGGUUAUAUGGGACCCAGAGAGAGAAUUUGAGAUUCAAGGGGCAAACAUACAUCAUAAAAACAAGAUAACUCCUUACCUUGGCAUCACACUGCAAGGAGUGGUGUGUGCCACCAUCCUCAGGGGACGGAUAGUGUACAAAGAAGGCUCCUUCUCCUCCGAGCCUCUGGGGAAACAUCUCCUCAUCCCUCAGAGGUAAAAAGAAGCCCAGCUGUGAAGUCAUUUCUCUCACACCUAAUGAAUGACUUUCAUCAUAUUUUAUUACCUAAAAGUUUUUAUACUACAGUUUUCAUUUGUAAUAGAACUGCGAACACCUGCUGGUUUCACAGAUUGUUAAGACAUUUUUGUAAUAUAAUAUAUUGGUAGUAUAAUGUAAUAAUAAAUAGUGUCAGCAUUUUUUCAGCUAAACAAAGUUAGUGAAACAUCAGUAAAUGCAAAGAGAUACAACAUCAAGAAAGCAUUUAUGGGCAUUAUGAGCCGAGUAUUAUUGUUGCAGAUGUGAUGAAAACAACAUAAACUGACUGAAUGAAUUUUAUAAUAGUGUUAUGCAUACAUUACUAAACAUGUAAAAAAAAAAA
Messenger RNA from Xiphias gladius (swordfish), 2624 nucleotides. Its product is annotated as zgc:103559. Lineage: Eukaryota; Metazoa; Chordata; Actinopteri; Istiophoriformes; Xiphiidae. Gene Ontology annotation, molecular function: allantoinase activity; zinc ion binding; cobalt ion binding. The record is from RefSeq and is a predicted model, not a curated record. Gene Ontology annotation, cellular component: cytoplasm. The coding region runs from base 824 to 2245 and encodes 473 amino acids. Gene Ontology annotation, biological process: allantoin catabolic process; purine nucleobase catabolic process. The transcript has 11 exons.